ACCUAUUAAUAUACUACCUAAACGCUAGCGUAUUAAAGUUUAUAUUAUUCCGCCUUUUUAGUUUAACCGCAAUAAUUAUAAAUAAUUUAAUAAUAAAAGCCUUAUUAAUUUCUUUUCCUAGUAUAUACGCAUGCUUAUAGCUUAUAGUUCUAAUAUAGAUAUUUAAUUAAGGGAUAAUUUUAUAGGUAGAAAGGAAUACUACGCGCCUAUACCUAGUAUAUUAGGCACCGCAAGCCCGACAAGCAGCCUGUACGAGGCGGUGCUACGAACCUGCUCCUACAUUGUAGUGAGCAGAGCAGAUGCUUGAGGCACGAUGGAGCUGGUAAUGGCGUUGUGGCCGUUCGAAGGCCCUCCACCGGACGACGACAACAACGAACCGCAUCACCAGAACAGAGGAACAACCAUCAAAAUGGGUAUGAAAACCAUCCGACGUAUGUCUACUUGUGUAGGAAGCAAGCCGAACGUGGAGCCGAUGCCUAGGCGUACGAUAGGACACCUCUGGGGUGGCGAUGCAGAGUUUUCACCCUCCCCUCUAUCGAAGCUCUCGUUAACUGAUGGUGUCUACAGUGCCUACAGCGUCACCAAAGUCAUUGGCGGUCAAUUGGAGGACCUCAAACAGCGUGGUGCUCGCAGCCUUUGCCUAGGGGACAGCAUUCUCAUGGCGGUCAAGUGGAGGACCUUAAACAGCGUGGUGCUCGCAGCCAUCGACAAUGCCUGUAGGCGCCCAUCGGCACGCGAGGAAGCCCAAAGCUCCUGAAGGGAGAUGGUCACAGCCAGCAUGGUGGGGGUAAU
Mytilinidion resinicola is the source of this 792-nucleotide messenger RNA. RefSeq lists its product as uncharacterized. The record is from RefSeq and is a predicted model, not a curated record. NCBI's taxonomy places the organism in Eukaryota, Fungi, Ascomycota, Dothideomycetes, Mytilinidiales, Mytilinidiaceae. The transcript has a single exon. Bases 314 to 757 code for a protein of 147 amino acids.